AUUCCUCGCCUGCGGUUUGGCGGGACAGCGCUGCAGCCCAUGGUGUGGAGCGCGGCUGGGGGACCAGGGGGAGGUGGGGAGAGGGGAGCGUGGAGGGGAGCGUGGAGGGGGGCGCGCGAAGGGGUUGCGGGGCGCAGGAGGCGGGCUGGGCUCGGCUGGAGACCGGACCUCGGUGUUGGCCUACAGCACAGGGAGCCGGCCGAAUGCGCGUGAUUACUGGACGGCGCUGCUCUGGGAGAGAGUCGGGGCCAGAUUUGGCGCGGCGGUGAGGCGGCUGCGGGACAAGCAGAGGCGCGCGGGCGUGGGCAAGGGUUUGGGGCGCUCUGGAGCGGUUUGUUGGGUCAGUGAGGUGCCAGGGAGAGCGGGUGCCUGCCGGGCAGUGUGCUCGGGUUGCACGCCCUAGCGCGGGGGCGACAGCGGCGGCGCGGGCGGGCGGUCUGGAAUAAUGACAAACACAUUUGGCCCUGAGUGAAGAAGUCGUCGUCGCCUCGCAUUCCAGCAACUGGGAUUUGAGGAAUUUCGAACCGCACACCAAGGGGCCCUCAUUGUGCUCCGUGGCCCCCGCCCCCGCCUGUCUUCCCGCGCCCCCUCCUCGGUGGAAUCAUUUCUGCAUUGCCCGGGGGCUCUGCUUUCGCUCAGUUCUGGCCGCAGGCAGGAAGAGAGGAAAGGUCUCCAGGAAGGUGCCGAACUUCUUGUGAGGAAGUUAGGGACGACUUGGAACUGGGGAAACUUGUUUGCAGUUUCCCAGAGCUAUGGGGACUUCCCAUCCGGCGUUCCUGGUCUUAGGCUGUCUUCUCACAGGGCUGAGCCUAAUCCUCUGCCAGCUUUCAUUACCCUCUAUCCUUCCAAAUGAAAAUGAAAAGGUUGUGCAGCUGAAUUCAUCCUUUUCUCUGAGAUGCUUUGGGGAGAGUGAAGUGAGCUGGCAGUACCCCAUGUCUGAAGAAGAGAGCUCCGAUGUGGAAAUCAGAAAUGAAGAAAACAACAGCGGCCUUUUUGUGACGGUCUUGGAAGUGAGCAGUGCCUCGGCGGCCCACACAGGGUUGUACACUUGCUAUUACAACCACACUCAGACAGAAGAGAAUGAGCUUGAAGGCAGGCACAUUUACAUCUAUGUGCCAGACCCAGAUGUAGCCUUUGUACCUCUAGGAAUGACGGAUUAUUUAGUCAUCGUGGAGGAUGAUGAUUCUGCCAUUAUACCUUGUCGCACAACUGAUCCCGAGACUCCUGUAACCUUACACAACAGUGAGGGGGUGGUACCUGCCUCCUACGACAGCAGACAGGGCUUUAAUGGGACCUUCACUGUAGGGCCCUAUAUCUGUGAGGCCACCGUCAAAGGAAAGAAGUUCCAGACCAUCCCAUUUAAUGUUUAUGCUUUAAAAGCAACAUCAGAGCUGGAUCUAGAAAUGGAAGCUCUUAAAACCGUGUAUAAGUCAGGGGAAACGAUUGUGGUCACCUGUGCUGUUUUUAACAAUGAGGUGGUUGACCUUCAAUGGACUUACCCUGGAGAAGUGAAAGGCAAAGGCAUCACAAUGCUGGAAGAAAUCAAAGUCCCAUCCAUCAAAUUGGUGUACACUUUGACGGUCCCCGAGGCCACGGUGAAAGACAGUGGAGAUUACGAAUGUGCUGCCCGCCAGGCUACCAGGGAGGUCAAAGAAAUGAAGAAAGUCACUAUUUCUGUCCAUGAGAAAGGUUUCAUUGAAAUCAAACCCACCUUCAGCCAGUUGGAAGCUGUCAACCUGCAUGAAGUCAAACAUUUUGUUGUAGAGGUGCGGGCCUACCCACCUCCCAGGAUAUCCUGGCUGAAAAACAAUCUGACUCUGAUUGAAAAUCUCACUGAGAUCACCACUGAUGUGGAAAAGAUUCAGGAAAUAAGGUAUCGAAGCAAAUUAAAGCUGAUCCGUGCUAAGGAAGAAGACAGUGGCCAUUAUACUAUUGUAGCUCAAAAUGAAGAUGCUGUGAAGAGCUAUACUUUUGAACUGUUAACUCAAGUUCCUUCAUCCAUUCUGGACUUGGUCGAUGAUCACCAUGGCUCAACUGGGGGACAGACGGUGAGGUGCACAGCUGAAGGCACGCCGCUUCCUGAUAUUGAGUGGAUGAUAUGCAAAGAUAUUAAGAAAUGUAAUAAUGAAACUUCCUGGACUAUUUUGGCCAACAAUGUCUCAAACAUCAUCACGGAGAUCCACUCCCGAGACAGGAGUACCGUGGAGGGCCGUGUGACUUUCGCCAAAGUGGAGGAGACCAUCGCCGUGCGAUGCCUGGCUAAGAAUCUCCUUGGAGCUGAGAACCGAGAGCUGAAGCUGGUGGCUCCCACCCUGCGUUCUGAACUCACGGUGGCUGCUGCAGUCCUGGUGCUGUUGGUGAUUGUGAUCAUCUCACUUAUUGUCCUGGUUGUCAUUUGGAAACAGAAACCGAGGUAUGAAAUUCGCUGGAGGGUCAUUGAAUCAAUCAGCCCAGAUGGACAUGAAUAUAUUUAUGUGGACCCGAUGCAGCUGCCUUAUGACUCAAGAUGGGAGUUUCCAAGAGAUGGACUAGUGCUUGGUCGGGUCUUGGGGUCUGGAGCGUUUGGGAAGGUGGUUGAAGGAACAGCCUAUGGAUUAAGCCGGUCCCAACCUGUCAUGAAAGUUGCAGUGAAGAUGCUAAAACCCACGGCCAGAUCCAGUGAAAAACAAGCUCUCAUGUCUGAACUGAAGAUAAUGACUCACCUGGGGCCACAUUUGAACAUUGUAAACUUGCUGGGAGCCUGCACCAAGUCAGGCCCCAUUUACAUCAUCACAGAGUAUUGCUUCUAUGGAGAUUUGGUCAACUAUUUGCAUAAGAAUAGGGAUAGCUUCCUGAGCCACCACCCAGAGAAGCCAAAGAAAGAGCUGGAUAUCUUUGGAUUGAACCCUGCUGAUGAAAGCACACGGAGCUAUGUUAUUUUAUCUUUUGAAAACAAUGGUGACUACAUGGACAUGAAGCAGGCUGAUACUACACAGUAUGUCCCCAUGCUAGAAAGGAAAGAGGUUUCUAAAUAUUCCGACAUCCAGAGAUCACUCUAUGAUCGUCCAGCCUCAUAUAAGAAGAAAUCUAUGUUAGACUCAGAAGUCAAAAACCUCCUUUCAGAUGAUAACUCAGAAGGCCUUACUUUAUUGGAUUUGUUGAGCUUCACCUAUCAAGUUGCCCGAGGAAUGGAGUUUUUGGCUUCAAAAAAUUGUGUCCACCGUGAUCUGGCUGCUCGCAACGUCCUCCUGGCACAAGGAAAAAUUGUGAAGAUCUGUGACUUUGGCCUGGCCAGAGACAUCAUGCAUGAUUCGAACUAUGUGUCGAAAGGCAGUACCUUUCUGCCCGUGAAGUGGAUGGCUCCUGAGAGCAUCUUUGACAACCUCUACACCACACUGAGUGAUGUCUGGUCUUAUGGCAUUCUGCUCUGGGAGAUCUUUUCCCUUGGUGGCACCCCUUACCCCGGCAUGAUGGUGGAUUCUACUUUCUACAAUAAGAUCAAGAGUGGGUACCGGAUGGCCAAGCCUGACCACGCUACCAGUGAAGUCUACGAGAUCAUGGUGAAAUGCUGGAACAGUGAGCCGGAGAAGAGACCCUCCUUUUACCACCUGAGUGAGAUUGUGGAGAAUCUGCUGCCUGGACAAUAUAAAAAGAGUUAUGAAAAAAUUCACCUGGACUUCCUGAAGAGUGACCAUCCUGCUGUGGCACGCAUGCGUGUGGACUCAGACAAUGCAUACAUUGGUGUCACCUACAAAAACGAGGAAGACAAGCUGAAGGACUGGGAGGGUGGUCUGGAUGAGCAGAGACUGAGCGCUGACAGUGGCUACAUCAUUCCUCUGCCUGACAUUGACCCUGUCCCUGAGGAGGAGGACCUGGGCAAGAGGAACAGACACAGCUCGCAGACCUCUGAAGAGAGUGCCAUUGAGACGGGUUCCAGCAGUUCCACCUUCAUCAAGAGAGAGGACGAGACCAUUGAAGACAUCGACAUGAUGGAUGACAUCGGCAUAGACUCUUCAGACCUGGUGGAAGACAGCUUCCUGUAACUGGCGGAUUCGAGGGGUUCCUUCCACUUCUGGGGCCACCUCUGGAUCCCGUUCAGAAAACCACUUUAUUGCAAUGCAGAGGUUGAGAGGAGGACUUGGUUGAUGUUUAAAGAGAAGUUCCCAGCCAAGGGCCUCGGGGAGCGUUCUAAAUAUGAAUGAAUGGGAUAUUUUGAAAUGAACUUUGUCAGUGUUGCCUCUUGCAAUGCCUCAGUAGCAUCUCAGUGGUGUGUGAAGUUUGGAGAUAGAUGGAUAAGGGAAUAAUAGGCCACAGAAGGUGAACUUUGUGCUUCAAGGACAUUGGUGAGAGUCCAACAGACACAAUUUAUACUGCGACAGAACUUCAGCAUUGUAAUUAUGUAAAUAACUCUAACCAAGGCUGUGUUUAGAUUGUAUUAACUAUCUUCUUUGGACUUCUGAAGAGACCACUCAAUCCAUCCAUGUACUUCCCUCUUGAAACCUGAUGUCAGCUGCUGUUGAACUUUUUAAAGAAGUGCAUGAAAAACCAUUUUUGAACCUUAAAAGGUACUGGUACUAUAGCAUUUUGCUAUCUUUUUUAGUGUUAAAGAGAUAAAGAAUAAUAAUUAACCAACCUUGUUUAAUAGAUUUGGGUCAUUUAGAAGCCUGACAACUCAUUUUCAUAUUGUAAUCUAUGUUUAUAAUACUACUACUGUUAUCAGUAAUGCUAAAUGUGUAAUAAUGUAACAUGAUUUCCCUCCAGAGAAAGCACAAUUUAAAACAAUCCUUACUAAGUAGGUGAUGAGUUUGACAGUUUUUGACAUUUAUAUUAAAUAACAUGUUUCUCUAUAAAGUAUGGUAAUAGCUUUAGUGAAUUAAAUUUAGUUGAGCAUAGAGAACAAAGUAAAAGUAGUGUUGUCCAGGAAGUCAGAAUUUUUAACUGUACUGAAUAGGUUCCCCAAUCCAUCGUAUUAAAAAACAAUUAACUGCCCUCUGAAAUAAUGGGAUUAGAAACAAACAAAACUCUUAAGUCCUAAAAGUUCUCAAUGUAGAGGCAUAAACCUGUGCUGAACAUAACUUCUCAUGUAUAUUACCCAAUGGAAAAUAUAAUGAUCAGCAAAAAGACUGGAUUUGCAGAAGUUUUUUUUUUUUUUUUCUUCAUGCCUGAUGAAAGCUUUGGCGACCCCAAUAUAUGUAUUUUUUGAAUCUAUGAACCUGAAAAGGGUCAGAAGGAUGCCCAGACAUCAGCCUCCUUCUUUCACCCCUUACCCCAAAGAGAAAGAGUUUGAAACUCGAGACCAUAAAGAUAUUCUUUAGUGGAGGCUGGAUGUGCAUUAGCCUGGAUCCUCAGUUCUCAAAUGUGUGUGGCAGCCAGGAUGACUAGAUCCUGGGUUUCCAUCCUUGAGAUUCUGAAGUAUGAAGUCUGAGGGAAACCAGAGUCUGUAUUUUUCUAAACUCCCUGGCUGUUCUGAUCGGCCAGUUUUCGGAAACACUGACUUAGGUUUCAGGAAGUUGCCAUGGGAAACAAAUAAUUUGAACUUUGGAACAGGGUUGGCAUUCAACCACGCAGGAAGCCUACUAUUUAAAUCCUUGGCUUCAGGUUAGUGACAUUUAAUGCCAUCUAGCUAGCAAUUGCGACCUUAAUUUAACUUUCCAGUCUUAGCUGAGGCUGAGAAAGCUAAAGUUUGGUUUUGACAGGUUUUCCAAAAGUAAAGAUGCUACUUCCCACUGUAUGGGGGAGAUUGAACUUUCCCCGUCUCCCGUCUUCUGCCUCCCACUCCAUACCCCGCCAAGGAAAGGCAUGUACAAAAAUUAUGCAAUUCAGUGUUCCAAGUCUCUGUGUAACCAGCUCAGUGUUUUGGUGGAAAAAACAUUUUAAGUUUUACUGAUAAUUUGAGGUUAGAUGGGAGGAUGAAUUGUCACAUCUAUCCACACUGUCAAACAGGUUGGUGUGGGUUCAUUGGCAUUCUUUGCAAUACUGCUUAAUUGCUGAUACCAUAUGAAUGAAACAUGGGCUGUGAUUACUGCAAUCACUGUGCUAUCGGCAGAUGAUGCUUUGGAAGAUGCAGAAGCAAUAAUAAAGUACUUGACUACCUACUGGUGUAAUCUCAAUGCAAGCCCCAACUUUCUUAUCCAACUUUUUCAUAGUAAGUGCGAAGACUGAGCCAGAUUGGCCAAUUAAAAACGAAAACCUGACUAGGUUCUGUAGAGCCAAUUAGACUUGAAAUACGUUUGUGUUUCUAGAAUCACAGCUCAAGCAUUCUGUUUAUCGCUCACUCUCCCUUGUACAGCCUUAUUUUGUUGGUGCUUUGCAUUUUGAUAUUGCUGUGAGCCUUGCAUGACAUCAUGAGGCCGGAUGAAACUUCUCAGUCCAGCAGUUUCCAGUCCUAACAAAUGCUCCCACCUGAAUUUGUAUAUGACUGCAUUUGUGUGUGUGUGUGUGUUUUCAGCAAAUUCCAGAUUUGUUUCCUUUUGGCCUCCUGCAAAGUCUCCAGAAGAAAAUUUGCCAAUCUUUCCUACUUUCUAUUUUUAUGAUGACAAUCAAAGCCGGCCUGAGAAACACUAUUUGUGACUUUUUAAACGAUUAGUGAUGUCCUUAAAAUGUGGUCUGCCAAUCUGUACAAAAUGGUCCUAUUUUUGUGAAGAGGGACAUAAGAUAAAAUGAUGUUAUACAUCAAUAUGUAUAUAUGUAUUUCUAUAUAGACUUGGAGAAUACUGCCAAAACAUUUAUGACAAGCUGUAUCACUGCCUUCGUUUAUAUUUUUUUAACUGUGAUAAUCCCCACAGGCACAUUAACUGUUGCACUUUUGAAUGUCCAAAAUUUAUAUUUUAGAAAUAAUAAAAAGAAAGAUACUUACAUGUUCCCAAAACAAUGGUGUGGUGAAUGUGUGAGAAAAACUAACUUGAUAGGGUCUACCAAUACAAAAUGUAUUACGAAUGCCCCUGUUCAUGUUUUUGUUUUAAAACGUGUAAAUGAAGAUCUUUAUAUUUCAAUAAAUGAUAUAUAAUUUAAAGUUA
Molecule: messenger RNA, 6995 nt
Organism: Homo sapiens (human)
Lineage: Eukaryota; Metazoa; Chordata; Mammalia; Primates; Hominidae
Gene: PDGFRA
Product: platelet derived growth factor receptor alpha
Exons: 23
Coding region: 753-4022 (1089 amino acids)
Biological process (GO): cell chemotaxis; cell surface receptor protein tyrosine kinase signaling pathway; embryonic digestive tract morphogenesis
Cellular component (GO): nucleus; cilium; cell surface
Molecular function (GO): phospholipase C activator activity; platelet-derived growth factor binding; protein kinase activity
Source: RefSeq, a predicted model, not a curated record